AUGUUAACUCUCCCACCAUAUUGUACGCCCUCCCAUGAUUGUGAUUCAAUCAAAAUCCAUUUCCGGUUUGGGUUUGAUCCCAAAACUGAUGAUUACAAAGUGGUCAAGCUCACAGGCCUUAUUGGACCACGAACAUAUGCCAUUAGAUGGUGGCUGCAAAUUGAGAUUUAUAGCAUGAGAAAGGGUUCCUGGGAGUUGAUUACUGAAAGGUUUCCAUCGCACAUCACAAACCUUAUUGAUGGCGAUUCUGUUUGUGUUGAUGGCCAUGACGGGCAUCUUCAUUGGCUUGGUUAUGUUAAUGAGGAGGAAGAUCCAAAAACGAUAGUGGCAUUUGAUUUGGGUUCAGAGAUAUUCCGUGAGAUACUUUUUCCAAAUUCUAUACUACAUCAAAACCGUGUGAAUGUUUUAGGAGUUUUGUCUGAGAAGCUCUGUGUGAUGUUAUAUAUUGAGGAUGUUGCAUAUGAGGUGUGGGUGAUGGAUGAGUAUGAGGUGGCUGAAUCAUGGGUCAAACGCCAUGUCUUAUCACCGUUUUUCGAUGAUACAUGGCCAUAUGGAUUCACAUCACACAAUGAGUUUCUUAUUGAAGAUAAUGGUUAUCUUGUCUUGUAUGAUUCAUCUGCAAACAAGCAGUGUAUCUUGGAGGAUCAUUGUGCUGAAGAAUAUGGUGUAGAAAAAAUUGUGGAGUAUGUCGACAGUUUUGUUUGGGUAGCACCUGCCAAGCAUGAGAUGGUGGAUGGUUGA
Lactuca virosa is the source of this 741-nucleotide messenger RNA. NCBI's taxonomy places the organism in Eukaryota, Viridiplantae, Streptophyta, Magnoliopsida, Asterales, Asteraceae. The record is from the annotation of a GenBank genome assembly.